This is a messenger RNA of Puntigrus tetrazona (Sumatra barb), 2704 nucleotides long. It is a transcript of the gene mafa, whose product is annotated as v-maf avian musculoaponeurotic fibrosarcoma oncogene homolog a (paralog a). Gene Ontology annotation, biological process: regulation of transcription by RNA polymerase II. Gene Ontology annotation, cellular component: nucleus. The record is from RefSeq and is a predicted model, not a curated record. Lineage: Eukaryota; Metazoa; Chordata; Actinopteri; Cypriniformes; Cyprinidae. Bases 598 to 1578 code for a protein of 326 amino acids. The transcript has 2 exons. Gene Ontology annotation, molecular function: DNA-binding transcription factor activity, RNA polymerase II-specific; RNA polymerase II cis-regulatory region sequence-specific DNA binding.
AAAAAAAAAGCGAAGGGCUAAAGAGUUAAACGUUCGAAGUCCGUUCGGCUCGUUCCUCCACGGCGUUUCCAAAAUGACAGUCAGCUGACGAGAAAAGUUUUGGUUUCCGAACUCGUAUGUUAACGAGCUCUGAGAUCCAGAGACCCCAUUGGCUCGAUCCGAACCUUACGUCACGGCGGCUAUAAAACUCAGCAAUGCUUUUAAACUGUACUGUAGUGUGUCGACUUUAAAAACACUCUCGGCUCGGUCUGUGUCAGCGGCAUUUAGCGCGCUUCUUUUACGUUCCACUCACCCGUUUGACCACGAUGAUGUCUGCUCGCGAGGAGUCACCAAAGUGUUAAAUGUUUGAAAUCCGAGGCCGCCGAAAUUCACUUGUAAAAAGAGGAGAAAGAGAUCCGAUGCAUCUUUGUAAUAGACUGUGCCUACGAGAGCUCAUAAUCUGGAGUUAGGACAAGCAGUGCAAAGUCUUGUGCGGUCCGUAUUUUCCUGCAAAGAGUAAAGCAUUUAAACAUCAUCAAGCUGGCUCACUCUCUCCCGACCCAGCCCGCUUUGACAGCUGCUCUUCACCCGCUCUGGAGGACGGUCAGCAGCAAGAGGAUGGCAUCAGAGCUGGCACUGAGCAGCUCCGACCUGCCCACCAGUCCCCUGGCCAUGGAAUAUGUUAAUGACUUCGAUCUGAUGAAGUUUGAGGUGAAGAAAGAGCCACUGGAGCCCGAUCGCAGCAUCAGCCAGUGCAGCCGCCUGAUCGCCGGGGGCUCCCUGUCUUCCACCCCGAUGAGCACGCCCUGCAGCUCGGUUCCCCCUUCCCCAAGCUUCUCGGCGCCCAGUCCCGGCUCCGGGAGCGAGCAGAAGGCGCACCUGGAGGAUUUCUACUGGAUGACCGGCUAUCAGCAGCAGCUCAACCCGGAGGCGUUGGGCUUCAGUCCCGAGGACGCGGUUGAAGCGCUGAUCAGCAGCACACAUCAGCUCCAGAGCUUCGACGGCUAUGCUAGAGGGCAGCAAUUCGGCAGCGCGGCCGGCGCGGGAGGCGCCAUGGCCGGGGAGGAGAUGGGAUCCGCCGCCGCGGUGGUGUCCGCAGUCAUCGCCGCCGCUGCAGCGCAGAACGGGGCGCCUCACCACCACCACCACCAUCACCACCACAGCCACCACCAGCAGCACCAAACCCCAGGGGUCCAGUCCAGCAACAACUCCUCGGCCACCCACCACCAGCACUCCCACAUGGAUGACCGCUUCUCGGACGAGCAACUCGUUACCAUGUCCGUGCGGGAGCUCAACCGGCAGCUGCGCGGCGUCAGCAAAGAGGAGGUGAUCCGGCUCAAACAGAAGAGGAGAACCCUCAAAAACAGGGGCUAUGCCCAGUCGUGCCGCUACAAGAGGGUCCAGCAGAGGCACGUACUGGAGGGCGAGAAGACACAGCUCAUGCAGCAGGUGGACCACCUCAAACAAGAGAUCUCCAGACUGGUGCGCGAGCGAGACGCGUACAAAGAGAAGUACGAGAAGCUCGUGAGCAGCGGCUUCCGAGAAAACUCGUCGAGCAGCGACAACAACCCCUCGUCCCCGGAGUUUUUCAUUGCUUGAAAAUGAACUUCUACUUGGAAGAGAACUUCUGCUCGGCAUGGCGUUCAUACAUUUCUUUCAUUUCUCGAUCACUUUUUUGGAAUACGGACUAAAAAAGUGAAAGGAGCAUCAUGUCAUCACCCUCCCCAUGAAAAAGUUGAUCCGUGCGGUUGAUUCUGUGUUGAGAGCCAACUGGAAGCAGUGUUUUUCGAGGGAGCGAACAAGGACCCGGUUUCUAAAAGGAAUUCUCCCUCUGGGACUUAAACAGUGUUGUUGCUAAAAGCGGUUUGUGUAUUUAAUGUCAAACCUUUGCAUUUUGAUCAUUCUGAAAUGAACUGCUUUUCUUUUCUUCUUCUUUUUUUUUUUGUUGCGUCGUAUAAGAACAGUUAGAGGUAGCCCAUGCCACAGGUUGACAUGGAGAAGGUGACUUAGCGUUUAGAUGUUGCCUGUUUCUUUUUGCUAGAAGUUUUGGGGAAGGCUCCGAGUUUGCGUACAGCUGGAUUUUUAUCAUGCGUAACUUGAGCUUUUUCGCAGCAUGUACUCGCAAUGGAAACAACAGUUCGACGGUUGUAGUUCCUGUUGUAGCCUGCCAUUUACUGCAUUUUAAAACCAAAGUAUUAAAGUGGAAUUUUAAGUCGACGUGAAAAAUCAAGCAUUCGAAAAAAAAUGUCUGAUAUAAAAUCUGACCUAUCUGGAAUGAGUUGCACUAAAUGUAGCUUGUAGCAAAUUAUAUAUAACGUAUUGGAAUCUAUCUAGAACGCUAAUUUAAAAGGCACCCGUCAUGGCUUUGCUGAAAACUAAAGGAUGUAAUCUUAUUUAGAUAUAUGUCAAGCAGGACUCGAUUCUCUAUUUCUUUCUUUCUUUCUUUCUUUGUUAAUAAAUUCAUUAUUUACAUGGCAAUAAUGUAGUAAUCGAUAUUAAAAUGUCUGGACAUUGUUUUAUGGUCAGGGAUUGAUACCCUGCUUGUAUAAAAUCAGGAUAUACCGUUCAUCAAUAAAUUCUUAAAACUGUUAAUUAUUUUUUUUUUCCAUAUAUAUUUUGCUGUGCAAAAUUCUUUUACCCACUAACCAUAUGUGAUGUUCAUAUAUGCUUAUCUUCAUUUCGUACGAUUAUGAUAUGCAAUAAAAUGCAAUUUGGGCCACUUAAA